AUGAGAAACAUUAUUCUAAGUGAUGAAGCAGGUAAAGCACUAGGUGUGUCAAGAGCUGCAGGAGAAAAAUCUCAGCUCGACCUAAAAUGGAAUAAAGAAAAUUCAAUGGUCAAAGAGAUAAUUUGUAUCGUUGUAAAGAUAUCCAAAGAACUGUGGGUAAAAUCGAAAUAG
This is a messenger RNA of Plenodomus lingam JN3, 171 nucleotides long. The record is from RefSeq and is a predicted model, not a curated record. NCBI's taxonomy places the organism in Eukaryota, Fungi, Ascomycota, Dothideomycetes, Pleosporales, Leptosphaeriaceae.